AUGCGUCUGAUCUUCUUCCUGGCACUGCUGCUACUCGCCGUACUGGACGUGACAUCGACCUCGUCCGUGCCGAAAAUGCCGUUGAACCCUCAGGAAAUUGACUCGAGUCCGCAGCACACGAACGUUGUCAGCGCGGAUCGGCAUCUCCGAAGUGGUGGGAUCACAACUGAGACGGAAGAUGCGACUGCUAACGCUGCGGACACUGACGAAGAGAGGUGUUGCCAUCUUCGGCAAACUGAAGAAUCUUCUCUCGAAAAGUACAACGAGUGUCGGCGCGAUUGA
This is a messenger RNA of Phytophthora sojae, 282 nucleotides long. RefSeq lists its product as hypothetical. The record is from RefSeq and is a predicted model, not a curated record. The transcript has a single exon. The coding region runs from base 1 to 282 and encodes 93 amino acids. NCBI's taxonomy places the organism in Eukaryota, Oomycota, Peronosporomycetes, Peronosporales, Peronosporaceae.